Messenger RNA from Pogona vitticeps (central bearded dragon), 806 nucleotides. The record is from RefSeq and is a predicted model, not a curated record. NCBI's taxonomy places the organism in Eukaryota, Metazoa, Chordata, Lepidosauria, Squamata, Agamidae.
GGGUGGUUCCUUGACAUUCCGGUGCUUGGUUAUGUCCUUUUAAUUUGCUGUCCUGUUCUUGCAGAACAUGUUCCUUCUAAUGCCAGCGAUAGCGAAAGUAGCUACAGAGGACAAGAAGACUGUAUUCUCUCGUACGAACCCGUGACCAGGCAAGAAAUUAAUUACACCAGGCCGGUUAUUAUCCUUGGUCCAAUGAAAGAUCGGAUUAACGAUGACUUGAUAUCAGAAUUCCCAGACAAAUUCGGCUCCUGUGUACCGCAUACAACUCGGCCGAAGCGGGAUUAUGAAGUGGAUGGGAGAGAUUACCAUUUUGUCAUCUCUAGAGAGCAAAUGGAGAAGGACAUUCAAGAACACAAAUUCAUAGAAGCGGGACAGUAUAACGAUAACCUCUAUGGGACUAGUGUACAGUCUGUUCGGUUUGUGGCAGAAAGGGGGAAACACUGUAUACUCGACGUCUCGGGAAACGCCAUCAAGCGACUACAAGCGGCGCAGCUCUACCCCAUUGCUAUGUUCAUUAAGCCUAAAUCAUGGGAGCCAUUGAUGGAAAUGAAUAAACGGUUCACGGAAGAGCAAGCCAAGAAAACGUACGACAGAGCAAUGAAGUUAGAACAAGAAUUUGGAGAAUAUUUUACUGCUAUUGUCCAAGGAGAAACCUUAGAAGAGAUUUAUAACCAAUGCAAGCUCGUAAUUGAAGAACACUCUGGGCCAUUCAUCUGGAUCCCUUCCAAGGAAAAGCUAUAAAGCAGCCCAUUCAUUUCUGAUCAUAACGGAAGAGUAUUUAAAAGAAAGUUUAAUCCUAUCCUAUU